This is a messenger RNA of Cheilinus undulatus (humphead wrasse), 883 nucleotides long. Its product is annotated as CD209 antigen-like protein A. The record is from RefSeq and is a predicted model, not a curated record. Bases 1 to 756 code for a protein of 251 amino acids. NCBI's taxonomy places the organism in Eukaryota, Metazoa, Chordata, Actinopteri, Labriformes, Labridae. The transcript has 6 exons.
AUGGCAUCAUUUCAUAAAACUGAGGAAAUCUACGUCAAUGCUGAAGAUAUAAAACCUGUUGAUAUCAGACCUCCGACUAUUCAGACAAGUCCUGGAAGCUCACAUGGGAGAUUUUACAGACCUGUUGUUCUUUUCCUGGGGCUGCUCAGUAUCAUCCUGCUGGCUGGGAUCAUCGGCCUUGGCGUCCUCUACCUAGUCUCAGCUCAUCAUGCAUCUGUGGAGCUCUCCACCAUCAAAGCCAAUCUGACUGUGCAACUUCAGGUCAAAGAUCAGCAGCUGUCCACACUGACUGAACAGAGGGACCUUCUGAAUGUCAGCCUCACCAACAUUAGGAAAAACCUAAUGAGUUUGUCCAAACAGAUGAAAACUUGUCCUGCAGGAUGGAAGAUGUUCCAGUGUUCCUGUUAUUUCUUCUCAACACAUAAAAACACUUGGAAUGAAUGCAGGAAAGACUGCCAAGACAAAGACGCAGAUCUUGUCAUCAUCAACAGUCCUGAGGAAGAGGAAUUCCUCACUAACAACAUUAAGGGAAGUACUUGGAUUGGUCUCAGUGACCAAGAGAAGGAAGGCACCUGGAAAUGGACGGAUGGCACCCAGCUGACUAUGGCGUACUGGUGGAGAGGGCAGCCUGAUAAUGGUGGAGGAAAUCCCCAAUAUGGUGAAGAAGACUGUUGUCAUUUUGCUACAUACAAAAAAGAGGCAAAAUGGAAUGAUCUGAGAUGUGAUACGCCUCUGCUGUGGGUUUGUGAAAAAUAAUUUAAAAAAUCAUUGAGCACUGAAUAAUACAGCAUAAUUUCUACAGUGGGUUAUUCAUAAGCAAGAGUUACAGCAAUUCUAAAAUUAAGUACUGUACAAAAUUUGAGGAUAUUGUGCCAUGUAUACA